CACGUAACACAAAUUAAAUUUAAACAAACAAUAACAAAUUUCAGAGAAAUUUCAAUGCCUUCUUCAGUAGUGCAAUUUGCUGCUUCACAAAAAAGCAACAGCAAUACUAAUAGUAGUAGUAGUAAUCAUCAUGAUGAUGGAAAUGAACGGCUUGAUUCUGACCACCAUCAUCAUCCUACGGCUCACAAUGUUUCUGUUUCUACUGAAACUUUUCUUCAAACUGCCAUCUCUCUCAAAGAUCAGGUAGUAAAAAUGACAUGGAAAGGAGACGGAAGGAGUACUGGUGGUGUUACAGAUCCAACGAUGUAUACAGGUUUAUUAGGGACGGCGUUUACCUGUAUGAGGUCGUAUGAAGCAACUGGUGAUCGGAGAGACUUGCAAUUGUGCUCGGAGAUUGUUGAUGCUUGUGCUGACCUUGCUCGCACCGUCACGAGGCAUGUGACUUUUCUCUGUGGAAAAGGAGGGGUAUAUGCUCUUGGUGCUGUUGCUGCCAACUAUCGUGGGGACCAAUACAAAGGUGACUUGUAUUUGAACCAUUUCCUUGAGCUAGCACAAGAGAGAGCCCUUCCUGUUGGACCUGAAGAUGGAGGUUUUGGAAUGUCAUAUGACCUCCUUUAUGGACGAGCUGGCUUCUUGUGGGCAGCAUUGUUUAUCCGGAAGUACUUGGGCGCUGAGGCGGUGCCAGAUGAUUAUCUCAUGCCUGUAGUUGAAGCAAUAUUAGCAGGAGGGAGAGCAGGGGCAUCUGAUAACCCCACCUGCCCUCUGAUGUAUAGAUGGCAUGGGACAAGGUAUUGGGGCGCAGCUCACGGCCUUGCUGGUAUUCUGCACGUAUUACUUCAUUUUCCGCUCUCUCAAGAAGAUAUUGAAGAUGUUAAGGAAACUUUAAGGUACAUGAUGAGCAACAGGUUUCCGCAGAGUGGUAAUUAUCCUGUCAGUGAAGGGAAUCCAAGAGACAAGCUGGUCCAAUGGUCGCACGGUGCCACAGGCAUUACCAUUACAUUGUGCAAAGUAUCCGAGGUAUUGCCAAAUGAUAGGGAGUUUCGUGAUGCUGCAAUAGAAGGUGGAGAGGUAGUGUGGAAAAGUGGAUUGGUCGAGAAAGUGGGACUUGCAGAUGGUGCAUCUGGAAAUGCUUACGCCUUCCUCUCCCUGUAUCGGCUAACUGGGGAGAGUAUAUACGAAGAAAGAGCAAAAGCUUUUGCAAGUUGCUUGUAUCAAAAUGCAAGAAGGCUCAUGAACGAAAGGCAUCAUAAUGAAGCAGAUCAUUCCUUCUCCCUUUUCCAUGGAUUAGGUGCCGUUGCUUGUUUCUUGUUCGACUUACUUGCACCAAAUAACUCCAGGUUCCCAGGCUAUGAACUUUGAACUUAGCUUGUUUUACUUUAAAGAGUUCAGUUUCUACAAGGGAGAAGAAAAAGGCAAAUAAGUAGUUUCAGUAGUGCAAAGUUUAUAUAAGUCAAUUCAAAGGGUGGAAAGUAGGGUACUCUCUUGCUUCCUCGUGUGCAUAAAAUACUAGUAAGCUUAUGCAAACACAAAUCUUGUAUAUAUUUGGUGUUUAUGUACCACUUUUUAACGAAUAUGGGGUUCCUUUUCGCGACCCCUUUUACCUGCUCCCA
This is a messenger RNA of Capsicum annuum, 1610 nucleotides long. Its product is annotated as lanC-like protein GCL1. Gene Ontology annotation, cellular component: plasma membrane. The record is from RefSeq and is a predicted model, not a curated record. The transcript has 5 exons. Gene Ontology annotation, biological process: carbohydrate metabolic process; peptide modification. The coding region runs from base 55 to 1359 and encodes 434 amino acids. Lineage: Eukaryota; Viridiplantae; Streptophyta; Magnoliopsida; Solanales; Solanaceae.